AUGAGCAAUAAUCCACAAUCGUUUUCAACUUUUCUGGUACUUAAUUCACCAAGACGAACUUUUGUCAUUCAUUACGUUAUUCCCUCAUUUGACACAGAUAUUUCUAACAAGAAGAGAUUUUUACGCGCCGACGACUUCCAUCACGGGUUACAAGAGCUCGACAAGGAGAUGGGUCACGACGAGUUCCUUGUGGGAUUUGCCCCAAUUGAGAUUAUCACUGCCGGAGGUUUCCUCGCGGUUUGCUAUCUUAAGAAUCGCGAAUCCACGGGCGAUCUCGACUACAUUAUUGACCCUGAAUGGGCUACAGACGCUGACAUUCAAGUGCCUCUGGAGAAAGCAGUAUUGGCAGUGGCGGAAAAGUGUGGUUUCAAUAAUGAUUGGAUGAAUCAAGAGAUGGGUUUAUUCACAACCAAGGCAACCGAUAAGCGGCUCUUUGAACAGGCAAAGAAAGAAGACUUGGUUCUUUUUAGAGGCGAGCAUAUAAUAGUGUAUGCAGCUCCGAUUGAAUGGGGCUUGGAAAGAAAGUUGCGAAGGAUCUACGUCGGUGGCAGGGAGCGCAAGACCGAGUUUGAUAUGAGCGACGCAGUGGCCAUGCUGAAGUAUUUGAAGGACACAAAAGGUCCACUGGACAGAGAGUAUAUUCGGACGCUUAACAUGAACGGAUUUGAUGUGGUGCCCGAUGACAAUGCCAUGAAUCAGUCUUUCCAACCUCCUUACUGCACCCCAUAA
Messenger RNA from Botrytis porri, 729 nucleotides. RefSeq lists its product as uncharacterized. The record is from RefSeq and is a predicted model, not a curated record. The transcript is spliced from 4 exons. Bases 1 to 729 code for a protein of 242 amino acids. NCBI's taxonomy places the organism in Eukaryota, Fungi, Ascomycota, Leotiomycetes, Helotiales, Sclerotiniaceae.